CAAACCCCCAGGUGGAGAAGAUGAGCACCUCGGCGUUUUCCCCCUGCGGUGGGCGCCACUUUUGUCGAAUGCUGCGAUCAGCUAAUAUUCUUGCGCGGGCCGUCGAGUGGAAAAGAAGAAAAAUAAUAGCUCGUUCCGACUGCGAGUCAGAGUGGUGUAAUCGAAGUUCCUUCUCGUUGAUGGAUCGGGCCGGUUCCGAGUGAGUGGCGUGCUUUGCAUGAGUUUUCGGGGAUGUCUUUUAGUUCCGAGUGCAGUGAAUGUCAGUGUGCGGAAAAUCAAUUGGGUGUUUGUAUGGUCUUGAAUAUUUGUAACAUUUUGAGAUAAGGGUCGAUUUGCGGAGGAUUUUACAUCAAGAAUUUCAGCAGAUAAAUGAUCACCAUACGUAACCGUUCCAAAGUGAAUCUAAUUGAAUAACAGAAAUCAGCCGAGUAUAGAAAUAUACUUAAUGAAUCAUCGAGAAGUAUGAAGUCAAACCUAUUCAUUCACAUCGUUGUGCUGGUGUCCCUGGUGCGGGCGGCAUCCAAAUACUACGAUGGUCCCAUCCGGCCUUACGAAUUCGGUUUCAACAUCGAAGGUCAUCAACAUCGGAAAGAGUCGAAAGACAUAAAUGGCAUCGUUAUGGGAGAGUUCGGCUUCAUCACAGCUGACAAUGUGUACCACGUAACGGUUUAUGCCACCGACGAAAAUGGAAAUUUCAAAAUUGUCAGCAUGAAAAACUACAAACUGGGACCGACAGCUCCCCCAACAACCACCAGUGCACCUACGACUACACCCAGUACAACAACAACCACAUCGACCACUCCGCAACCUUUUAGAAUUAUAACCACUGCCAACCCACAAGUAACUCCAAAGUCUUCGGGUUAUGCUGCCUGCUCGGGAUGCAAAAUUCCGGAAACGACAACUGUGAAACCCUCAACGGAACCAUCACUGCCAGAAACCAGCACCUUGUAUGUUCCUCCGUUCAAAAUAGUGAACAAGAACGACAUCGAAAGCGUUACAACGACCAGCAAACCGAUCACUACCACCCCUAACGAAAGCCCCAAAUCUUCCCCAGAUGAAACACCUCAAAAACUCGUCGAUAAUCCGUCCGCUUCGAAAGCUCCCAGCUCGAAAGAGUCGACAAAGCCUCAAUCCCCCGAAGAUAUGCAAUCGGUCAGCAAAACACCGUCAACUCAAUCACUCCAACCACCACCCUCUGACGGAGGUGGAGGCAGUGCUAAACCCAACGAAGCUUCCAAUGCAAAGCCAAUUUCUUCCAAACCUACCUCCUCAUCAGCAAGUGGUGGAAACACGUCCAGCUCUGGAGGCAAACUUGACCACAUCAACACCGCCAACAUGAUGAUUCAGCAUAUCCUCAACGGACUCCUCUACCGGUUCAAUUACACCGUCGGUUAUCAUGGCCACCACGAGCAAGGAGACCGCCAGGGCAACAAGGAAGGAGGAUACUUUGCCGUUGGCCGGGAUGGCAUCCGGCGUGUCACCUACAAAGCGAACGAGUUUGGAUUCCAGCCGCACAUCAAGUUCGAAAAGGUGAGCCCAGAGGAAACUCCGCGGGAGGAAACGGAGAAGCAGGCCGGACUCAAAGGAUUCGACUUUAAGUGGUUCUGGGGCGAAUCGUGAUUGAGUGAAAGGAGAACCAGUCCGAAUUAGGUGAUAUAUUUUUAAGAUUUAGCGUGUAAGCAUCGUUGUAAAAGAAUAAUACUCAGAGUCCCGUUUCGACUUGUACAUAAUCAUAUUUAUAGCGCAUGUUCGAUAUUAUAGUCUAAAUUUUGCGAAAUAAAAAAAACAUUGCAAA
Aedes aegypti (yellow fever mosquito) is the source of this 1795-nucleotide messenger RNA. RefSeq names its product protein lethal(3)malignant blood neoplasm 1 (gene l(3)mbn). NCBI's taxonomy places the organism in Eukaryota, Metazoa, Arthropoda, Insecta, Diptera, Culicidae. The record is from RefSeq and is a predicted model, not a curated record. Gene Ontology annotation, cellular component: chitin-based extracellular matrix. Gene Ontology annotation, molecular function: structural constituent of chitin-based larval cuticle.